Messenger RNA from Cydia fagiglandana, 1172 nucleotides. Its product is annotated as inosine-uridine preferring nucleoside hydrolase-like. Lineage: Eukaryota; Metazoa; Arthropoda; Insecta; Lepidoptera; Tortricidae. The transcript is spliced from 8 exons. The record is from RefSeq and is a predicted model, not a curated record. The coding region runs from base 63 to 1106 and encodes 347 amino acids. Gene Ontology annotation, molecular function: hydrolase activity, hydrolyzing N-glycosyl compounds.
UCUCGAUUACACAUCGCUCGUGUCAGCGUCUCCGGCUAAAUAUAGUUUAUCUUUCUUUACAAAUGGAAGUACGGAAAUAUAAAUACUGGGUCGUAUUAGUGGCAGUUUUUGUUGUUGUUUUUAUUCCGAUAAGUAUUUAUUAUUUCAGCACUAGUAAUGACAGCAGCAAUGAUAAUGGUCCUAUGAGCAAACUAAUAAUAGACCACGAUGGGGGAGCAGACGACGCUAUGGCUAUAUUUAUGGCUCUUCUUUAUGAAAAGUACUUUAAUGGCCCAACACUCAUAGCACUGUCAACUACUCAUGGCAAUGUGAACGAAAGCCAGGCAUUCAUGAACACACAAAGGAUAUUAGACAUAGCGGGGAGACGUGAUGUCCCAAUAUACCGUGGCAGCAAUACCUCCCUAGUGAUCUCAGUGCCGGCCGAAGACUGGUUCGGUGUAGACGGUCUGGGUGACAACGAAAACGAGCCGAUUGAGCCCAUUGAAGCUCAGUCGAUGCAUUCAGCUUUGGGGAUUAUUGAGCUGGUUAAUAGGCACCCAGGUGAAGUAACACUAGUUGCGAUCGGGUCACUAACGAAUAUUGCAUUGGCAAUGCGAUUAGAACCACAGUUGGUUACUCGGCUCUCGCAUCUGUACGUGGGCGCGGGUCACGUUUACAGUGAAUCUGAACCAACUCCAGAGUUUAACGCAGAACAAGAUGCAGAGGCAUAUCAUGUAAUCAUGCAAAACGCUAAUCCAGAUAAAGUGACAAUUCUACCCUUCUCACAAGUUGGAACUAAAAAUAUAACCCGACAAUGGCGCGAGCAAGUACUAGGAGCCAUACCAACUAAAAUAAUAACAUCCCUGAACAGCUUUGAAAGGAUUUCCAUAACGUAUUCAGAUUAUUGGUCGCUAUUGGACCCUAUUGUUCUGGGCGUGGUCCUAAAUGAUACCAUAGUGGGCGAUGUCAAGUAUUCCCAGAAUGAUAUCAUUUUAUGCGGUGAACAAAGAGGUAUUAACACUAACAAUUUUACAACAAUAGAGGAAGCGAAUGUGAAAGUCAUCAACCAAAUUCUCCAGGAGGAAUAUAAAGAAUUACUCCUUGCCAUUUUUUCUGCAGAAUUAUAGAAUAAACAUGCGUAACUGUAGUAAGAAUUUUUGACUGUGAUUAUAAAUAUAACAAUAUGAACAAAA